Molecule: messenger RNA, 6376 nt
Organism: Aedes aegypti (yellow fever mosquito)
Lineage: Eukaryota; Metazoa; Arthropoda; Insecta; Diptera; Culicidae
Gene: vkg
Product: collagen alpha-1(IV) chain
Exons: 8
Coding region: 413-5830 (1805 amino acids)
Cellular component (GO): collagen trimer
Molecular function (GO): extracellular matrix structural constituent
Source: RefSeq, a predicted model, not a curated record
UAUUGCUUCGAACGUUCAGAACAUUCGAUGGUCGAUCGGAUUCCCGACGGACGGCAAGUCGCUCGCUUUUUCGUCGUUCGACAGUCGUCGUAGUCGUAGCCAUAGCCGGAACAGGAACUUCCCUGCCCUGAGACAGGACUUUCGAAAAAGCAUCAAAUCUUGAUAUCGAAGAACGCGAAGUAACUUUCGAGCCUUCUUUUGAUUCAAUUUAUUCCGAGUAAAUUAAGUGAUAGUAGUAAGGACUCACCGAAGAGAAAAGCAAAAGUUGUGAAGAACGGAAAAUUAAUUAACGGAAAAUGGUUGGAUAAGCAUCGGGACACGAAAGUUGAUAGCGCGCAUAGCGAGCGAAAUUAAACCAGUUUUAACGCUUUAAGUUUAUCAUUUCGUUUCGGGGUGAAAUUUUACAACUACGAUGUUGCAGCCCGCGGGCCCAAAAGGGAUGGGCCUGGGCAAACGGAUUUUGCGAACGAUGCGACGACUCGGUGAUCGGAAACCGCUCGCAUCCUGGGCGGUGCUAGUGAUUGUAGUGUUGGGUGUGCUGCAGAUUGUCGAUCCCUCGGAUGCAGUGGUUUGCAACCGGACGGCAUGUGAUUGCAAGGGCCUAAAAGGAGCACCCGGUCAAAUCGGUCCUCACGGAAUUCCCGGAGCAUCCGGACUGCCGGGAGAUUUCGGACCCGAUGGACCUCCAGGAUAUGCAGGCGAUCGAGGCUUACGCGGUGAAAUUGGACCAAUGGGCGAAACCGGUUACAGAGGUGACUCCGGUGAACGAGGUCCUGUUGGAUAUCCAGGGAUUCCGGGUUUGCCCGGAGAAGAUGGUCCACGAGGCCCUCGGGGCAUUGACGGGUGCAAUGGAACGGAUGGUGCAAUGGGUAUUCCUGGUAGGCCCGGUUAUCCUGGAGAACGUGGACAGCCAGGUUUACAAGGAGCCACUGGAGCCCGUGGUGACUCAGGUGAAGGAGGUAUCAAUUCCAAGGGCACAAAAGGUGCCAUGGGAGAACCAGGAACACCGGGCCCAGUUGGACCGCAUGGUUUCAUUGGUAGUCGUGGAUUUCCCGGAUUUGAUGGAAGCAACGGAAUUGAUGGAGAACCUGGUAGAAAAGGAGAUAUUGGUGAUAUAGGAGAAGUAUCCACUCAAUAUUGUCCAGGAGAACCAGGAGAUCCUGGUGAGCCGUACCAUUAUUUCACUGGUUCAAAUUCGUCAGUGGUUCAUGGUGCCAAGGGUGAAAAAGGUGAACCUGGUAUGAAUGGUUUAGAUGGGUUGGAAGGGAAAAAGGGUGAACCUGGACUCACUGGAGAACGUGGUGACAGGGGUUACAGAGGUGCACAAGGUAAUGAUGGUGAUCGAGGAAAACAAGGCAAGGAUGGUCCUCCAGGUCCUGCAGGAGAUAAAGGAGAGAAAGGUGCUCCUGGAUUUGCUGGACGAGAUGGAGGAGUCGGUGACAAAGGGGAAGCCGGAGAUGAUGGUAUCGACGGGACUCCGGGCCCUCAGGGAGAACGAGGUGCUCCUGGUUUGUAUGAUCCAACUCUAGCACCCAUUAUAAUUGGCCCUGUUGGACCACAAGGAGACGUCGGUCCACCUGGAAAUCAAGGCUUAGCUGGAAUUCCGGGUGAUCCCGGAAAACGAGGUUUGAUGGGACUACAAGGUCCCCCAGGUGAUCCUGGUCUUGACGGUCAGCAAGGAAGAAAAGGUUCCACGAUAGCUGGUCAACGAGGUGAUGAUGGAGAAAGUGGACCACGCGGUCUGGCUGGCCCAAGAGGUGUCUCUGGCCAACCGGGACCUCAAGGCCCCAAGGGUUACCCAGGAAGAAACCUUCUCGGAGAAAAGGGUGAGUCGGGUUUACCUGGUCUCAACGGAGAAUACGGAGAAAAAGGAGAACAAGGUGAACUGGGAGAAACCGGAGACAAAGGUCUGCCAGGAAUCGGUUACAACAUAACAGGUCCUCCUGGACCCGAUGGUAUUCCUGGACUGCCCGGCCCUGUAGGAGAUGCUGGAUGGAACGGAUUUAUUGGCCUGAAGGGAGACAAAGGAUUCCGGGGUGAAGAUUGCGGAGUUUGCUCUCCAGGACCGCGAGGAAUAAAGGGUGAUAGUGGAGAUAUAGGUCGUGCCGGUUGGGAUGGUAUCGAUGGAAGUCGAGGUUUACCAGGACCCAGAGGAUUCAAGGGAGCCUCCGGCAAACCGGGCUUGAAAGGAAUCCAGGGCAUGAAAGGAAUACAGGGUGAUGACGGCGAACCGGGAUGGCCCGGUGCCAAGGGUCAAAAAGGUCUGAUCCAUACGGUGGGAAGUGUGGUCAAAAUCUACGGCGACAAAGGUGACAAGGGCGUGCGAGGUGAGCAGGGAGAAAAGGGCGACAUCGGGCUGCACGGUUAUCCCGGAUUUAUGGGUGGACCUGGCGAGCCGGGUGAGCUUGGUGACGACGGCAAUCCCGGAUUCAGAGGGCGUGACGGCGAGCCUGGUAUACCCGGACGUGACGGUGUCCAUGGUAGAGACGCUGUAUUCAACGAGUACACCCUGUGGUCUCUGAGGGGAACGCCUGGAGCACAUGGAGAUAGAGGAGUGAAAGGUGAACAAGGAGAUCAAGGUAAUCGUGGAGAACCUGGAGAUGAAGCAGAGUUCUUCUCUGAAGCUGGCGAUAAAGGAAUCCGCGGAGAAGUAGGAGAUCAAGGUCCUAAAGGCGAGAAGGGCUACCGAGGAGAAAUUGGAGAUGAGGGUGAUCGUGGUUUCGAUGGUAGGCCUGGUUUGCAGGGCGAUAGCAUUCAAGGACCAACUGGAUACAAAGGCUACUUCGGUAUGCCUGGCGAUCAUGGUUUUCAAGGAGAGGAAGGAAACCCUGGUAUUCCUGGUGUUGAUGGUCCUGCUGGCCUGCCUGGAUUGAAGGGACAACGUGGUGAUCCAGGAAGAGCGGUCUUGUUCGGUGAAAUGGGUGAAGAAGGUGAGGCUGGCUACUUCGGAGAAUUUGGUGACAAAGGUUUCAAAGGACCAGACGGAUACCGCGGAUCACCCGGCAUUGUUGGCCCUAAAGGAGAAAAAGGAGAUGAUGGAAUAUUUGGCCGUAUUGGUUUACCUGGAAAUAAGGGUAUGGUGGGAGAUGUGAUUUAUGGAGAUAGAGGAGCUCCUGGAGCCCCUGGUAUACCUGGAAGCUCUGCCCCAUAUGGCGAUAAAGGAGAACGUGGUGAACCUGGAAUUGAAGGCCCUCAGGGACCUAAGGGAGAAGUUGGUGAUACCGGUCGCGAUGGAUUACCGGGCUUCUCCGGAGAUGACGGACUACCUGGCGACCCAGGUCUACGAGGAAUUCACGGUUAUAUGGGUGAAGAAGGUCUCCAAGGCGAGCGAGGGGAAAUUGGAGAUCAAGGUAAUCCUGGCAUUACCGGUCGUAGAGGUUAUCCGGGCUUGAGGGGAGAAAAAGGAGAAUUUGGCGACGAUGGCAGCAUUGGAUACUCCGGUAGGCCUGGCCGAAAUGGAACCAAAGGUGAACGUGGUGAUUUAGGAUUGCCAGGUGUACGAGGACUCAAAGGCGCCCCCUCAUUCAGUGGUUUGAAGGGAGAUGUUGGUGCAUACGGUUUACAUGGACCACCCGGCUUGGACGGAGCUGUAGGCUUACCUGGAUUGAAGGGCGAAGAAGGCGAUGCUGGUGUGGUGAUCGAUGGUUAUCCUGGUUUGAAGGGCCCGAAAGGAGCUCCAGGGUAUAACGGACUACCUGGUAGACCAGGCAUGAAAGGCGAACGAGGAGAUGAGGGUAAUCUAGGGCAAAAGGGUAUUCAGGGUGAUAAAGGUAGAGAUGGAUUCCCAGGAAUACCCGGCCGACGAGGUAAAGAUGGCCCGCGGGGAUUGCCAGGACUCAGAGGACUGCACGGAAGCCGCGGAGAACAAGGCGAUGAAGGAGAAAUGGGAUAUGUUGGAUUUGUUGGUGAAAAGGGCGAACGUGGAGAUGUUGGCAGAAUUGGUCUACCUGGAUUGCAAGGUUUAGAAGGAGAACAAGGUUUUCCGGGAUUGCCAGGAGAGCUGCUUUUCAAAACACCAGAAAAAGGAGAUCGCGGUGAAACUGGAUACACUGGACUGGAAGGAAUGCCAGGCUUCCCUGGUCUCAAAGGUCGCCCAGGAUAUCCAGGUGAAAAAGGUGAUCCUGGCCCUCGAGGUGAACCUGGAUUUGCUGGUCGCAAUGGUUUGGAUGGCCUUAAAGGACAACAAGGUGAGCCAGGAUUCAAAGGGCCCCGAGGAUCGUUGGUUACUCCUCCUGAAAAGGGAGAUCAAGGAGAUUCUGGUUACGAUGGAUUCCCAGGACGUGUAGGAGUUCAAGGAAGUAAAGGUGCUCCUGGAGAUUACGGAGAUGAUGGUUUGCCUGGUAUACCCGGAAUGGUGGGAAUGGUGAGUGGUUCGUUCAAGGGACGGAAAGGUGAGAUUGGGUUCGAGGGUGGCCCUGGUUUCGAUGGUUUGCCUGGAUUACCGGGUCAACCAGGUCCCAUAGGAGCUCCAGGUGAAAAGGGACUACCAGGAAGCAUUGGACUUUCCAUUCGCGGAUUCAAAGGAGAGCAAGGUGAAGAUGGGUUGAUUGGUCUAGAUGGCAUGCCAGGACCACAAGGAUUCCCUGGAGAUGUUGGCCCAGUUGGACGUCCAGGUCUUCGUGGAUUGCCAGGAAUCAAGGGCGAAAUGGGAGAUAUUGGUGAGGAAGGAUACUUUGGACGACUAGGGCUCAAGGGUAUGAAAGGAGAACGAGGAGAUCCAAUUGUACUUGACAACUGGAGACCGAAUCAACCUGGUGAUCGUGGUGUUCCAGGUAAUAAGGGAGCUGCUGGUGAUGAAGGUGAUAUGGGUCCUCCAGGAUAUCCAGGUCUUGUUGGUUCUAAAGGAGUACAAGGGCAACAAGGACUCGUCGGUGAAGAAGGACAAAUGGGUUUCAAGGGAGAAAGAGGAUUGCAAGGAGCUCCAGGCCUCAACGGUUUGAAUGGUUUGCCAGGAUUGAAAGGUGAAAUUGGUGAUCCUGCUCCGCCACCGCCUCCAGCAAAGAGUCGCGGUUUCAUAUUUACCAAACAUUCACAAUCGGUACAUAUUCCGGAGUGUCCACUGAAUACGGCCAAAUUGUGGGAUGGAUAUUCGCUUGUCAGUGUUAUCGGAAGUAGUAGAACGGUUGGACAGGAUUUGGGAUCCGCUGGCUCGUGUUUGCGGAAGUUCAGUACAAUGCCGUACAUGUUCUGUGACAUCAACAAUGUGUGUAACUACGCAGCUAAUAAUGAUGACAGCAUAUGGUUGGCUUCUCCUGAACCUAUGCCAAUGUCUAUGGCACCGAUGAAAGCUCGCGAGGUCGAACGGUACAUCUCGAGAUGUUCAGUGUGUGAGACAACGACACGGGUAAUUGCAAUCCACAGUCAAACAAUGGCUAUUCCAGAUUGUCCAGGCGGUUGGGAAGAACUAUGGAUCGGUUACAGUUAUGUGAUGCAUACAACUGAUAACAGUGGAGGCUUUGGUAUGGACUUGACUUCUCCUGGAUCAUGCUUGGAGGAAUUCCGUGCACAACCGGUUAUUGAAUGUCACGGCCAUGGAACAUGCAACUUCUACGACGGAAUCACAUCGUUCUGGUUGACGAUCAUUGAAAACGGAGAAGAAUUCAACCAACCGAAACAGCAGACGCUGAAGGCUGACCAAACCAGCAAGAUUAGCAGGUGUAUCGUUUGCCGUCGUAAGGCCGGAUUCUUGCGAGUGCUUCCGGGAGGUUUCAUUGGAGCUUCUGCCUUGAGGCGUCCGGACAUUGCAACGGUUCCCAAGCCUUACUAUCCGCAACCGCCCAGACGACGAGUGAAACCAGCUGGCCGAUCGCGAAGCCGUCAUCAAGGCUAGAAGUUUCCCUCAGUUUAGUCACUAGUUGUAGUGUAAGGUGAAUAGCUCUCCACAACGAAUUUAGUGCUGUUAAAUGUGCCAUUCUGGUUCGUCUACUGCAGCAAAUCGAAUUCCAUGGGUUUGUUAAACGUGUACUACCAGCAUAACAGCGAUAUUUAUAAAACUAAAGUCUAACCAAUAGCUCUUCCCGAAUCCUCCUUAACUCCCGAAAUUUUCAUUUGCUACGUAAUACAAUGAACUAUGCUAGGUUAAUACGAUGCCAAAAAUAAGGGAAAGUAGUACGUUUUCAGAAUAAGUUACUUCGCUACAAAGCUUAAGUCAAUCCUUUUAGAGUAUAGUUUCCAAUUUUGUAAAUUUUGUUAUCAAACUGCCGAAAGUGUAUUUAAAAGUUAAGAAUAGCACCUGCUAGUUUUCCACGUGACUUGUAACCAUUCUUCAGUGUACGACUUCAACUUACCGAUGAUUCUCUGGAGAAUUUAUUUCGCAAGAAUUAGUUAACUAUACAAUGUGUAAAUGUGAAUUUUACGAAUAAAGGUUAAAAACUGA